GGAUCUGGGCGCGCACGCCGACCGUGAGGAGCCCGCCGGAAAGCACAGACUAUGGCGCUGAAACGGAUUAAUAAGGUGAUACCCAGCUGCUGUGACACCACUUUAAUGACUUAAAAGCUUUAGAGAGGCAAUAUAAUGGUUAAGAGUGUGAACUUUGGAGCAGAAAUGCUCAGGAACUUAGUGAUUUGGCCCGUGACCCUCCAGCACAAUGUUCUGCAGGUCCAGUUGGAGAUGAUAUGUUUCAUUGGCAAGCCACAAUUAUGGGACCUAAUGACAGCCCAUACCAAGGCGGUGUCUUCUUUUUGACAAUUCAUUUUCCUACAGACUACCCCUUCAAACCACCUAAGGUUGCAUUUACAACAAGAAUUUAUCAUCCAAAUAUUAACAGUAAUGGCAGCAUUUGUCUCGAUAUUCUAAGAUCACAGUGGUCUCCUGCUUUAACUAUUUCUAAAGUUCUUUUAUCCAUUUGUUCACUGCUAUGUGAUCCAAACCCAGAUGACCCCCUAGUGCCAGAGAUUGCACGGAUCUAUAAAACAGACAGAGAUAAGUACAACAGAAUAUCUCGGGAAUGGACUCAGAAGUAUGCCAUGUGAUGCUACCUUAAAGUCAGAAUAACCUGCAUUAUAGCUGGAAUAAACUUUAAAUUACUGUUCCUUUUUUGAUUUUCUUAUCCGGCUGCUCCCCUAUCAGACCUCAUCUUUUUUUAAUUUUAUUUUUUGUUUACCUCCCUCCAUUCAUUCACAUGCUCAUCUGAGAAGACUUAAGUUCUUCCAGCUUUGGACAAUAACUGCUUUUAGAAACUGUAAAGUAGUUACAAGAGAACAGUUGCCCAAGAUUCAGAUUUUUUUAAAAAAUGGAGCAUGUGUAUUAUGUGGCCAGUGUCUUCACUCUAACUUGGUUAUGAGACUAAAACCAUUCCUCACUGCUCUAACAUGCUGAAGAAAUCAUCUGAGGGGGAGGGAGAUGGAUGCUCAGUUGUCACAUCAAAGGAAGCAGCAUUAUUCUAGCAGCAUCCAUUCUUGUUUAAGCCUUCCACUGUUAGAGAUUUGAGGUUACAUGAUAUACUUUAUGCUCAUAACUGAUGUGGCUGGAGAAUUGGUAUUGAAUUUAUAGCAUCAGCAGAACAGAAAAUGUGAUGUAUUUUAUGCAUGUCAAUAAAGGAAUGACCUGUUCUUGUUCUACAGAGAAUGGAAAUUGGAAGUCAAACACCCUUUGUAUUCCAAAAUAGGGUCUCAAACAUUUUGUAAUUUUCAUUUAAAUUGUUAGGAGGCUUGGAGCUAUUAGUUAAUCUAUCUUCCAAUACACUGUUUAAUAUAGCACUGAAUAAAUGAUGCAAGUUGUCAAUGGAUGAAUGAUCAACUAAUAGCUCUGCUAGUAAUUGAUUUAUUUUUCUUCAAUAAAGUUGCAUAAACCAAUGAGUUAGCUGCCUGGAUUAAUCAGUAUGGGAAACAAUCUUUUGUAAAUGCAAAGCUGUUUUUGUAUGUACUGUUGGGAUUUGCUUCAUUGUUUGACAUCAAAUGAUGAUGUAAAGUUCAAAAGAGUGAAUAUUUUGCCAUGUUCAGUUAAAAGUGCACAGUCUGUUACAGGUUGACACAUUGAUUGACCUGACUUAUGCAGAAUUAAUAUAAGCUAUUUGGAUAGUGUAGCUUUAGUAUGCUGCACAUGACACUGGCAGCCCUGGAGUUCAUAGGUGGACUUGGGACCCAGGAGUUUUGAAACGUGUAUAUGGAGUUUAAGAAACUUAUUUUCCAGGUGCAACCCUCAUCUAACUAAAUUUUUUCUUCACCUUGUACGCUUGACAGCUGAAAAAACCAUAACACGGGAGUAAUAAUGGGUCAAAAUUUACAAAAUAAAGUACUGUUUUGGUGUGGCAGUUGUCAUGAGGCUGUGUUGAAGUGACUUAACUGUGUGGGAUAUUGAGUAUCCAUUGAAAUAGAUUUGUUCAGCCAUUGACAUGAAUGAGCAUUUAAAUGCAGCAGAUCUCAUUCCAGGUGACUUCACAUGAAUGAAUAAAAGUCAAUGCUAUUGGA
Molecule: messenger RNA, 2030 nt
Organism: Diceros bicornis minor
Lineage: Eukaryota; Metazoa; Chordata; Mammalia; Perissodactyla; Rhinocerotidae
Gene: UBE2D3
Product: ubiquitin conjugating enzyme E2 D3
Exons: 8
Coding region: 237-593 (118 amino acids)
Biological process (GO): protein K11-linked ubiquitination; ubiquitin-dependent protein catabolic process
Cellular component (GO): nucleus
Molecular function (GO): ubiquitin conjugating enzyme activity
Source: RefSeq, a predicted model, not a curated record